Pungitius pungitius (ninespine stickleback) is the source of this 6596-nucleotide messenger RNA. It is a transcript of the gene malrd1, whose product is annotated as MAM and LDL receptor class A domain containing 1. The transcript has 33 exons. Gene Ontology annotation, cellular component: membrane. NCBI's taxonomy places the organism in Eukaryota, Metazoa, Chordata, Actinopteri, Perciformes, Gasterosteidae. The coding region runs from base 337 to 5745 and encodes 1802 amino acids. Gene Ontology annotation, molecular function: protein binding. The record is from RefSeq and is a predicted model, not a curated record.
UUAGGUAGGACGUUUUGGGUGAAACUAUUGGAUGCAUGGUCCUCGCUAAUUUAAGGUUGCUGAAUGGUGAAGACGGGACCGCCACGCUGAGCCGUGAUGUGAACGAGGUCAGCCUCAAAAAGGGCUGCUGCCAUGAACACGUCCACCAGCGAAGUGACCCCUGUUGCGUCACGCUCAUAAAAAUUCCAUUUUUAUGACUCUUUACGACACGCUUUAACGGCUUCCGAGAUUCCAAGCGAGCUCGACCUGGACCGACAACACGACGACGCUCAGGCCCCCCCGAAGCGAAGGAGACGCCGUUUGUUUGCUGAAGGACGAAGGAAACAAGCGGGGCCGAUGGCGCCGCUGACGUGGCUGCUGUUGGCCUUCUGUCAGGUGUCGGUCGCAGGCGGGGGCUGCAUCUUUGCCCGCCGGCACCGCGCGUGCGACUUCACCGACGACUGCGGCGACGGCAGCGACGAGGGGGACUGCUCCAGAUAUAAGAGGUGUGACUUUGAGGAAGGGUUCUGUGGCCUGAUCCAAAGCUCCGAAUGGAACAGAACGACGGAGGUCCCGGGACUCAAUCGGGACCACAACAACAACUCAGCAGCACAUUUCCUGUCCCUCACUGGACACGGAACCGCUGCGGAGCUGAACAGCCCCGUCUUCUCGCCCGGUGACACUUGCCAGAUGCGUUUCUACUAUUAUGUCGGGGCCCAACAUGGAGGCCUUGAGGUUCUGGUUCGGACCCACCCGGCGGGUCGGAGCACGGAGGCGUGGAGCCACUCCACACAGACGGAGGCGUGGCAGCGGACAGGGAUCACGUUCUCCAGCGAUUCCAGUUUUCAGGUGGCGAUUCGUGGGCAACUUUCAGCUGACAGCGAAGCCUCAGAAGUGCUGGCCAUCGAUGACGUGUCCUUCAGCCCCGGCUGUGUGACCGUGCCCGAAAGCAUCACACCUCCUCCUCCUCCUCCUCCUCCUCCUCCACCGGAGGUCUGUCCGCCCUUGUGGUUCGCCUGCGGCAGCGGCGAGUGCAUCGAGGAGAGCAAAGUGUGCGACUUCACGCCACACUGUCCCCAGGGAGAGGACGAGGCCCACUGCCCCUCGGCGUGCGACUUCGAGGGCGGUUCCUGCGGCUGGUACGAGCUCACCCUCGGCGACGGCUUCGACUGGGUCAGGGGCGGCUCCGCGGAGGUGCCUUCGGACUCCCACCCGCCCCCCCUGGACCACUCGACAAACAGCACCGAGGGACACUUCAUGUUUAUUUUGAAGAACAGCAGCAGUCUUCAUCCAACGGCGGUUCUGAGGGGGCCGUGGUUCAAACAAUCUGCUUCCGGGUGCACCCUCACGUUCUGGCAUUAUAACUCGGGUAUGUCCGUGGGGGCUGCGGACAUGUACCUUGUAACGAACGACGUCCAAAACAAAACUGUCCUGUGGCGGACCUUGUACGACCAGGGGACCCGCUGGAACCGGGUCACCGUGCAGCUGGGCCGCAUCACGCAGCCCUUCCACAUCGCGCUGGCCAAGAUCAGCCUGGGCGUGUUCAGCGGGGUCUCCGCCCUGGAUGACGUCGCCUUCGAGAACUGCUCCAUGCCCCCCGCGGCGGCGGAGUGCCCGGCGCACACGCACUUCCACUGCGCGCGCACCAGGGCGUGCGUGGAGCACUCGCAGCUCUGCGACCUGGUGGAUGACUGCGGGGAUGGAUCCGACGAGGAGGGCUGUUCCGCGGCGCUGCAGUGCGACUUCGAACGCGGGCUGUGCGGCUGGAGGCAGGAGCGCGGCGGCGGCGACGUGUUCGACUGGACCCGCGCCCGGGGCCCGACUCCCACCAUCAACACGGGGCCCCUGAAGGACCACACGCUGGGCACCGGCCUCGGCCACUACCUGUACAUCGAGUCCUCCGCGCCGCAGGAGUUCAAGGACACCGCCGUGCUGCUGAGCGGGCUCUUCCAGCCCACCCAGCGGCGCGGCGGGAGCGCGGCCGGCCCCCGCUGCGCGUUCCGCUUCCAUUACCACAUGCACGGCUCCCACGUGUUCUGCUUGGCGGUGCACCUCAGGACCGCCGCUUCGGGCCGCGGCCACAUGCUGUGGGUGCGGUAUGGAGCGCAAGGAGACCUUUGGCACAGGAAGACUCUCUACCUUUCCAGCGCUCGGCCUUUCCAGAUUUUGAUAGAAGGCACAGUGGGAGAUGAUUUCAAUGGGGACAUCGCCAUCGACGACCUUUCCUUCCUGCACUGCGACCCGUACGACGGAGAGCUCCCGGCGGCCAACGCCACGACGCCCGCCGUGACCACGCCGGCCCCCACGCUUCAGCCGCACAGCUGCCCCGACGGAGAGUUCGCGUGCGGGGCCCACGGGGAGUGCGUCGCCGACGGCAAAGUGUGCGACUUCCGGCGGGACUGCUCCGACGGCUCGGACGAGGAAAGCUGUGUGAAGGAACGGUGCGAUUUUGAAGGCGGCGAUACUUGUGGCUGGAACAGCGGCGACUCCUCUUUGGUCCCGAUGCACGCGUUCCGCUGGUCACCUGACCAAGGGGAGAGCAUUCACGAUGGAGAGCAGUACCACCGUCCUGUAUAUGACCACACCCUGGGCGGAGCGGAGGGCUGGUACAUGUGCGCGGACAGUUCAAACGGCGGCUACGGUCAGACCACUGACCUCCAGACCCCUGCCAUCUCCUCCACUGGGCCGCAGUGCACGCUGGUCUUUUGGUACCACAUGAGCGGAUUCACAGUGGGGUCGCUGCACGUGCUGUUGAAGUAUGAGAACGUCACUCACGAGGUUUGGUCUCAGACUGGUAACCAGGGCAACAAAUGGAGACGAGGGGAAGCGUUUUUGGGAUUAUCGAACAACGUGCAGGUGGUGUUCAGGGCGAAGCGAGGGAUCAGCUACAUGGGCGACCUGGUGAUAGACGACGUCGGCUUCGAGCGCUGCUCCCCGCCGCUUCCUCCGGACCGGCCGUGCACACCUGAGCAGUACGCCUGCGCCAACGGCCGCUGCAUCCCUCAGGACAACCUGUGCGACUUCAUCGACCACUGCGGGGACGACUCGGACGAGGACGCCAACAUCUGCAUCGGCUUCGCCGGGCGCUGCAGCUUCGAGUUCGACCUCUGCUCCUGGCGCCAGAGCUCGAGUGACGACUUCGAUUGGCUGAUCAAAGCGGGCAGCACGCCCACGGUGGGCACCGGGCCGACGAGUGACCACACCCUGAGGGACCCCUCGGGCCACUACCUCUACCUGGAGAGCUCCUUCCCGCAGGCGGCCGGAGACGCCGCCCGCAUCUCGGGACCCCUGCUGAGCCGCAGGAGCUCGCGCUGCAAGAUGCGUUUCUAUUUCCACAUGUCCGGAGACGGCAUCGGGACCCUCAGCGUGUUCGGCCGAAGCGAAGGGCGCCUCCGUCUCUUGUGGAACCUGACGGGAGACCAGGGCAACUACUGGCAGAUGAGGGAGGUCCCGCUGAGCCACGACAGGGACUUCCGGGUGGUGUUCGAGGGCAAAGUGGGCCGCAGCGCGAAGGGCGACAUCUGCGUGGACGACAUCACCUUCUCUGCCGGGUGUCUGCUGGCCUCCUCGGCCAGAGCAGAGGACAACACUCCUGCGCCUCCUGCAGGCUCCUGUCCUUCCGGCUCGCUGCCUUGUGAAAACGGCCGGUGCUUCGCUCCGGCGCAGAGCUGCGACUUCACGGACGACUGCGGCGACGGCACCGACGAAAAGGAUUGUGGGACUUCUUGCUCCUUCGAGAGCGGCCGCUGUGGCUGGACGAGCUCCCUGGCCGACAGCUUCGAUUGGACGCUGGGGACGGGGUCGGUGAAAGGCAUUCGGCCUCCGUAUGACCACACGUUGAUGGAUGAAAGUGGUCAUUUCGUCUUCCUGGAAGCGACACCGGUGGGACUCAAAGGCGACAAGGCUCACAUCAGGAGCUCCGUCUGGAAGGAGUCGAGCGCCAGCUGCAAGCUCUCCUUCUGGUACUACAUUUCCCGCAAGGCCUCGGGAACGAUCCGCCUGCUGAUCAAGACGCAGAGCCGUCUGUGGGAAGCGUGGAACAAGACGGGGCACCAGGGGGACGAGUGGAACCGGGCCGAGAUCCCCCUGAGGAAGCUGAGGAACUUCCAGGUGAUAUUCGAGGGGAUCCGAUCCAGCGACGUGAGCGGAGGAGCCGCCCUGGACGACCUGCGCUUCGAAGACUGCGCGCCGAAUGUGGCUGAGCCACACAGCUGCCCGGCAGUCACAGACUUUGUGUGUCGCAGUGGCCGCUGCCUGGAGUCCCGCCUCGUGUGCGACCACAAGGCCGACUGCGCCGACGGAUCCGACGAGACGGACUGCGAGCGCGUCUUCGACCUGCCCGGCGCCUGCGAUUUCAACGCGGGUGAGAAGCGGUGGGAGGACGCCUGCCGGCUCUCUCAGGACGCCGACGAUGACUUUGACUGGACCAUCGGCUACAGGACGCAGACGCCGGGAGCCGGGCCUCAGGCGGACCACAGCCCCGGCGGCGGUGGGAACUUCCUGUACAUACACACAGCCAAUCAGAGGGAGGGGGACGUCGCCAAGGUGACGACCAGGAAUCCAUUUCCAGCCAGCAUCGGCCGAUGUGACCUGCGCUUCUGGUUCUACAUGCACGGCUCAGACAGGAUGGGAACGCUGAAGGUCUACACCGUUGGUCCCAGUGGCACCAGUCUGCUGAUGUGGGCAGCAACCGGGAACCAUGGUAACCAGUGGACGUACGCAAAUGUCCUCCUGUCCAACCCGGGACCUUUCAGAGUGACGUUCCAGGCGGAGGCGGGCGGAGACGUGUGGACGGACAUCGCCUUGGACGACAUCUCCUACACCGCAGAGUGCACCGCAGAAGGACCCGCGACUCCCCGGCCUCCGACCUGCGGGCCGGACCAGUACCGGUGCUUUUACUCCUAUCAGUGCAUCCCGGGGAGCUGGAGGUGCGACGGGGAGCCGGACUGCGCCGACCGCUCCGACGAAGACUCCUGUCCCACGGCGGUGCCCGGGACCCUCCCCCCUCAGGGCCGCUGCCCCGCCGCACAUUUCCAGUGCCUGAACGACACGUGCCUCCCCUCCGUGCUGCGCUGCGACGGCGUCCCGGACUGCCCCGCAGGAGAAGACGAGAACCGCUGCCCUCUGCUGCCGUGUGCGCUGGGGGAACUGGUGUGUGAAAGUUGGCCCGGUUGCAUCCCACUUCAGAAGCGUUGUGACGCCUCUGCAGACUGUCUGCCUUUUGACUCCGACGAAUCUAGCUGCCAUGAUUGUCCUCCACGGUACUGCCUGGGUCGCGGCCCCUGCCUCGUGGAGAAACACGGGCCCGUUUGCAUGUGUGACCCCGGGUGGACGGGCAACCGUUGCCACGUGAAGGCGAAACCGACUCCCUCCCCCUCGAAGCCCGAGCCCGAAGACACACAGCUGGGUGACGCUGUGUACGUCGGCGUCGGCGUCGGACUGCUGCUGCUGGUGGCCGGCGUCGCCGUCUGCACGCUGGCUCUGUGCAAGAAGAGAUGCCACCCGGGGAAGCCCGGCCCGGUGCGCUUCGGAGUGAUGGCUGACCCGGCGUGGAGCUGGAGGGCAAAGCUCCCCAGUCUGCUCCAGGGCCCAGGCGCCUGUCCCUGUCCCAGAGUGGACACCAGCGGGGGUGACGGUCGGGGGCUUCCUAUCAGCGUCUACCCCUGGAGGAGGGAGGUGGAGGUUUCGGCCUGUAAAGACGCCAGGCUGUCCUUCACCAACCCGCUGUACAAAACCUCCCCCGAGGCCAACAGCUCCGAGGCCUGAGAAACAACGGACCUCGCGGCGGUGACACUGCGGCGGAUCCGAGGUGGAUCGCUGUGUGCACACACUCGAUGAGGUUGUCUUGAAGUGCAACGAUGCAAAGGGUGAAGAAAGCUCAGCUGCUGUAUUGUUGCAAGGAAGCAUCUAUUGUGAUUGGCGACUGGAAUGAUUAGUUAUGGAAAUGAAUGAUGUGAUUGAUAGCAGUACCUGGUACAAUAGAAUUUAAAGGUUCUGUGUAAUAACUCAUCAUUGUUGGGUUUAGACUUUUAACAAUUGUGUUUUCCAUAUGACUACCUAUAAUACAUUUUGUUUAAAAUAUAAAGUAAAAGCUCUCUCUCUGUCUCUGUCUUUUAAACCAGUCUAUCGUUGCAGCUUCCAAAUGCAGGUCUGACUUCAUUAGGGAUGAGUGCAAAUAAAGCAGUUUGCCCCUGUUUUAUUUGCAAAUUAAAGCCCGUUACAAGUCGCCUCCCUGCAGCUGCUUCGUGUGAGCUGUGAACUCUCUCCUUCUCUCUGCAUCAACCGGCGAUGAGCAGAUUGCUCAUAAACAAUUAAACCGGUCUGAUUUCAAUUUGACGAGCGUUCAUCAGAUUCCCUCUUACAUUUUUCUCGCAUGAUUUACAAGUUCUGGCCAUAUUCCGUGUGCUGAGAUGUGCUGAAGAGAGCAUCAGUUUGCCUCAGCCAGUAAUAUUUGGGGUUAAAAGUUGAAGCUCCUACUUGGAUUUUUGAAACAUUGUGCAAACUGACGGGUUGUGAAACUUGUGAAGUAACAUUUUGUCCCCUACUGUCGAACCAAACAUACACUCCAUUAAGUCCUUUAGAUUCCAUUAUGUAUCAAAUAUACUGAAAUUAGACAU